AGGGAAAAUCAAAAGAAAACAAAAACAAAUUUCUAUGUAUUUAUAACUAGCAGUCUAGAACUUUCAAAUCUUUUGUAUCAUUUUCUAAAUAGAUUGACGGCUAGACGUCAAUGUCGCUAAGUCUAGGAAUAUUUCUGGCCUUAGCUCAAGACGUCAUGUCCGAUACUACAUGUGACCGCAACUGGUUUGGAACCAAAUGUGAGUUCGCAUGCCAUUGCUACUUGGGCACGUGCAACAGUGAAGGUCAGUGUUUGGACAGUAGUGAACUGUGCCAGGAUGGCUGGUUCGGUGAUUUGUGCCAGUACAAAGACGUCGCUCACGUAGCAACAGUGGACGCCCAGUUUGUCAACGACAACAACCCGAGCACGUGCGUCGACCUCAACUCCGUGAGGAUCAAGCUGAACGUGCCCUUGUUCUUCACGUUCUUGGCCAUCGUCUUGAACUUCAACAAACAAAUCACCAUUUUCAAAGUGAACUUUGUAUUAAGCGACUCUGGGAAGGCGCCUUGCCAGGACAUGAAGAAUACUACUUCGGGGGAGACCAUAGUCGUGACAUGUAACAACACACAGCUCGUCCGAGAGGUCAUUAUUGACUGGACCGAGAAACGGUCCAUUUGUUCCAUCUACGUGAAUGGAGGUCGAAACUUGGCUCUGAAGCAAAAAACACGCACAUCAUCAAUUCAUCGACCUGACCACGCGAUCAGUCGACCGCAGACAGCUGUGGAUGGGUCAAAGUCUCGAUCGGAGAAAGACAACUCUAGCUGCGCCAUGACGUCAUCCCAAGACCCGAGACCGUCAUGGACCCUUACGUUUGACGAGCCUUAUGUUAUCAAGUUAGUUGUCAUUACAAACAUUAAGGACCACUGGAAACAAAUGAGAGGUUUUAAAGUCGACUUCUUUAACGAGUUUCAACAAAACAUCUUCAAGUAUAUAGACGAUCCCAAUUCCAGGAUCGAUACCGAUGAACUCAUCAUCCAAGUCAACGUUACAGAUGACCUCAUUAAAAAAAUAAACAUAUCGAUACCAUCGAAAACGAGACCAGAGCAAGCACUGUACAUCUGUGAGUUUGAGGCUUUUGGGGAUUGCGUUUUCCCAAGCUUUGGUCUACAGUGUGAGGAUAUUUGUAACUAUCACUGUAAGGACCUGGCCUGUCAUGUGACUGGGGAGUGCUUUAGCUGUGACGAAGGAUUCACAGGUGUUUACUGCGAACAAGACUUAAGCCCGUCGACGUCAGGGCCCUCCACGCUGAUGCUGGACGAGACUUACACCGAUGCGCCGUACAAGCUGCUCGUCAACAACAACAUCAACAAGCUGCUGACCAUCCUUUUUGCGGUGUUUGCGGUGGUCAUCCUGCUGGAGGUGACUGGCCUGGCCCACUUGCGCUUUAAGUCAAGGAGAGAUUCGGGGACUUUGACAUCAGAUGAGCGUCUACUGCGAGGGCACCAACUCAUGGAGCUGACGCCUCAAGAUUCCCCAUCCCUCUCUUCUGGACUCCCCCCUGUCCCCUUCCCUUCGAUGGUCAACAGUAGACACACCAUUUCGUCCUAGAGGGAACCUACUCAGUAUUGCACGCCCGACACAAACGUACGCACAAAGAUUAUGUAACUAAAAUGCAAUUUUAAUAAACCAAUUUAUAUUUAUGCAUUAUUUAUAGAAGAUGUUAUGACUUUCUACUUACGUAUUUGGCACUGUGCGGAAGAUAAAAUAAAGCAAAAUAGACUGGAAUGUACUGGUCUCAUUCAUUCGCGAUACCUCCGCUGUAAUCGUCUAAAAUAGAGUAACAUAAAAGGUAUGUGAUAUUUUGAUAUGUAUCAGGAUAUUCAUAUCAAAAGUGAAUUCGCGUUAUCAAUUCUCGAAAAUCAGUUACAACGGUACUUUCAAAUCAAUUACAAUGGAACUUUCAAAUCAGUUACAAUGGUGCUCUCUAAGAUUACUAAGUAUUCCGAAAUACUUCAUUGUCAUUUGGCAUCUCAUGGAAUAAGAUAGUAUUUUUAAAUUUCUAGAAUUUUUACAUUACAAUUUCUUAGUUACUCUAUUAAGCAUAAAAUUAGUCGUAGAGUUUAUAUUUUAAUUUUGUGUUGCUUAAAUUGCUGACUUCCUCAAGGCUAAGAUGUAAUUGUGUUUAACUGUUUGGUUUUGUACAUAUUGCUGUUAUCAUUAUGAUAUGUUUGACAUACUCGUGUUUAUGCUUACUUUCUCACGCAUUAAAAUGUUUAACAUA
Biomphalaria glabrata is the source of this 2220-nucleotide messenger RNA. RefSeq lists its product as uncharacterized. Lineage: Eukaryota; Metazoa; Mollusca; Gastropoda; Planorbidae. The transcript has 9 exons. The coding region runs from base 111 to 1547 and encodes 478 amino acids. The record is from RefSeq and is a predicted model, not a curated record.